AUGGGUCAAAUGGUCUUUCGUAAGGGUUUCCAUACAUUCCAUAGGGACCAUACGGAAGAACUACUGGUGGAGGAAGAGUUCCAGUUUCAAAUAGCAGAACUUUUGAGACAGAUAUGCUUAAUGUAUGACAACAUCUCUGAUUUCACAAGAUAUGAUGACGACCAUGACCCCGAACACGGUGAAGAAGAAGUUUUACAAACAUCCAUUAAGACAGGAAAGGUUUUAACUCAAAGUCUCAUUAUUGACACCAAAGAUGGCGAAGUGGACGUUCUUCAAGAGCUGAAGAAAAAUACUUCUUCGGGAGGUGGUGGUAGGCAUGAACUUGAAAUAAAUGAGAUAGAAGAGAAAUUAGCCGAAAAAGCAGAUAAAGAACAUAAACACAAUAUCUCCGAUAUAAAUGAACUUCAAGCUACAUUAAAUAGUAAAGCAGAUAAAAAUGAACUUGACGCAACGAACAAAGUUUUGAAAUCUCAUAAACACAAUAUCUCCGAUAUAAAUGAACUUCAAACUUCUUUAGACAAUAAAGCAGACAAAAACCAUGUUCAUUAUAUAAGUUCAGACGAACAGAUUAUAACGGACUACCAUGGAUAUUUAACACGAAGUGAUGAAGCGAAGACAAAAAAUGUUAAUGAAAGAAGAUAUAAAUACAUUCGUGCUAAAGGUUAUGACAUACACUGUACUGUACAGUAUGAUGUAGCUAAAGCACCAGAAGCAUUUGGUUAUACCGGUGAAAUUUAUGCCUCUACUUUCAAUGUUAAUGGUGUAUUAGUUGAACCAAGAUUUACUUUGAGAGUUAAGUCAAAAAUAACGUUUGAAGAUGCUAUUAAAAGUAAAGCUGACAAAGAUGAACUUGACGCAACGAACAAAGUUUUGAAAUCUCAUAAACACAACAUCUCCGAUAUAAAUGAACUUCAAACUUCUUUAGACAGUAAAGCCGACAAGAACCAUACACAUAAAUCCUUCACUACUGUUAGAGCAGACGACAUAAUAUUGAACUUUGACCUUGGUUCAAGUGCACCAUUAGAAAAUCCAAGUACAAGCGUAAAAGAUACUCUUAACAGUUUAGAUAACA
This is a messenger RNA of Trichomonas vaginalis G3, 1072 nucleotides long. RefSeq names its product keratin-associated protein family. The record is from RefSeq and is a predicted model, not a curated record. Lineage: Eukaryota; Parabasalia; Trichomonadida; Trichomonadidae. The transcript has a single exon. The annotation marks the transcript as partial.